AUGGGGAAGGGAAGAGAAGGAGGAGUAAUAUAGGAGUAUUGGAAGUGCCGUGGGUGGUGCGCGCGCCGGGGAGCUUCAGGCAGGCAGUCCUUUCCCGACCAUCCCAGAAGCAGCAGCAACAGCAAGGCAUGAAGGUGUGGGAGGGCGUGACUCUGGUGCUGUGGGCGGCGGUGGCGUCAGCCCGCGCCGCCUCUCUGGCCAAGGAGUCUACGAGUUCCGAGUUCGAAUGGAAGCACCACAACAAUCAGGAGCUGGAGGCGGCGCUGCGGCAGGUGGCGAGCCGCUGCCGGGACGUGACGCGGCUCUACGCCCUCAGCGAGCCCUCCGUCAGGAACGUGCCGCUGUGGGUGCUGGAGAUGAGCGACAAGCCUGGCCAACAUGAGGAGCUGGAACCCGAAUUCAAGUACGUAGCCAACAUGCAUGGUAACGAGGUGGUGGGGCGCGAGCUACUGCUGGGGCUGGCCAACUAUCUGUGCGAGGGUUGGCGCUCCGGGGACAAGGACGUCUUCAACCUGCUGACCACCACGCGCAUCCACCUCCUGCCCUCCAUGAACCCCGACGGAUGGCAGCUGGCGACGGAGACGGGCGGACGGGACUACCUGGCGGGUCGGACCAACAACAACAGCGUGGACCUCAACAGGGACUUCCCGGACCUGGACACCGUCAUGUACAUCAACGAGGCGCGGCACACCACCAGGAACAACCACCUGAUGGAGCUGCUGCAGAGCCUCGACUACCAGCCGCAGCCGGAGACGUGGGCUGUGAUGAAGUGGGUCAUGAACACGCCUUUCGUCCUCUCCGCCAACUUCCACGGCGGCGACCUCGUGGCUAACUACCCCUACGACGCCUCCCGCUCCGGCGCUACCCACGAAUAUGCCAACAGCCCCGACGACGAGACCUUCAGGCACUUGGCCCGCGUGUACGCCACCCACCACCCUGAGAUGUCCAGCUCGAGCACACAGCCCUGCUUCCCCGGUGACAACAAGUUCGGCGACAAGGGCGGCGUCACUAACGGCGCCGAGUGGUACAGCGUGCAGGGAGGUAUGCAGGACUUCAAUUACCUGGCCUCCAACGACAUGGAGAUCACGCUGGAGGUGGGCUGCGUCAAGUACCCGCCCGCCUCGGCCCUCAAGACUGAGUGGGAGAGGAACAAGGACGCGAUGCUGGAGUAUAUGUGGCAGGCACACACCGGGGUCAAGGGGGUAGUUCGCGACGCCCUCACCGGCCAAGGUCUGCCCAACGCCAUCAUCCACGUCAAGAAUGUCACCCGCUUCAACGACACCCACGUGAGGGAUGACCACAUCAACCACGACGUGACCUCCGUUCGCGGCGGGGAGUACUGGCGUCUGCUGGUGCCCGGGGACUACGAGGUGACGGCGGCGGCGGAGGGGCACCUGCCGCUCACACACUCCAUCACAGUUACCAACACGCCGCACACCCAGGCCAUCAGGCGGGACUUCGACCUCAGCCCCAUCCUGGACGACGCCUUCCUGCAGCAGCUGUCCGCGGGGAAGGAGGAGCUCGGUCCCGCGUACGAGGAUGGCCCACUGAGCGACGACCCCAGCCUGGACGACCUCCCCCUCGACCAAGACCUCCUCAGCCGCUUCCGAGGACUGGCAAACAUGAGAUACUAAGAAGCCACGCCCAGCCACCCAGCCAGCCGUACCUCAGCCAACCAUCCAUCCAUCCUUCAGCCAUGUCCUUCCCGUCUGACCACGCCCAUCAGCCACCCACUCCAGUCAGCCAAUUAGCCUACCAUCCAGUCAGCCACUUCCUCCUCAGUCAGUCAUCCAUUCAUCCAGACAGUUAUUACCAAGGCAAAUCACACAGCAAGAAAGAAGUUAAAUUACGAAAAGAGGAAGAAAGGAAGGAAGAGGAAGAAAGAAAAAGGGAAGAGACAAACAAACGAAGGUGAAAAUAAUGAUGAUAAUGAAGGAAGAGAAAGUGGAUAACCAAACGAAGAACAGAAUACGAAGAGGAAGAAAGAAAGAUAGGAAGAGGAAGAAAGAAAAAAAGAGGGAAGAAACAACCAAAAUGAGGCUGGAAAAGAUGAUAAUGAUGAAGGUAGAACAAUAAUUAAUAAAAGAAGAACAAAUAGAAGAUUGAACUGCGUAAACAGACUAAAAGAAAUGCAUUUCGAAGACGUUAUGGUGGAGGAGGUGACGAGAAGAGGGUGGAAGAGGCUAGUCAGCAAGUGGAAUGAGACUGGUGGAUGGUGAGGCUAGUGGAACAGACUGGCUGGAUGACUGAAGGAUGGCUUGAAGACGUGGAUGGCAAGGUGAAGAGAGGAUAGUAGGAAGAGGCUGGUAUUAGGCUAGACGGCGGCGAGGCGGAAGAUAAAGCAACAAAUAUACUAUCGAUACCAUUUCAGUAUUACUCGUAUCAUCGUGAGGAGAAGCUUGUGGUGGGCGGCUGAAGUGGUUAAGUCAAAACAAACCCAACAGAGCAAUGAGUGAAAAAUAGGGGAAAAUUGUUGAAAAAAAUGUGCAAAAUCUCUUUAAUAUGUCCAGUACUUGGCAGGGAUGAAUAGUAUGGGGAAAUUGUUGAAAAAAUGUGCAAAAUCUCUUUAAUAUGUCCAGUACUUGGCAGCGAGAAGACGAAGAAGGAAAUUAAGUAGAAUAAGAAGAGCGAGAUGAAGAAGAGCAAGAAGAACAAGAAGAAAAUGGUAUUGAUGAAGGAAGAAGAAGGAGACGAAGAAGAAAAUGAAGUAUAAGAAGAAGAGCAAGAACAAGAAGAAAAUGGUAUUGAUGAAGGAAGAAGAAGAAGACGAAGAAGAAAAUGAAGUAUAAGAAGAACAAGAACAAGAAGAAAAUGAUAUUGAUGAAGGAAGAAGAAGGAGACGAAGAAGAAAAUGAAGUGUAAGAAGAAGAACAAGAACAAGAAGAAAGUGAUAUUGAUGAAGGAAGAGCAAGAAGAUAAACAUACGAAGAAGAGGAGCAAAAAUUAUUAAACAAGAACAAAUAGAAGAGAUAAAAAAAAAUAAUCACGAACAAGAACAAGAAGAAGAAAGUAAUAACGAAGGAAGAACAAAAAGAUAACAUACAAAGAAGAACAAAAAAUCACUAAAACAGGAGAAAAUAAACAAUAAUAAUAAGUAAACAAACAAACUCCAUCACAACCACCACUACCACCACCACCACCACCAACAACAACAACAGCAGCAGCAAUAACAGCAACAAUAACAAGAGUAACAAAAACUCUAACAAUAAGAACAAUGUAUUUCCAGCAUUAUUCCAACUUCUAUAGCCCUUGAAAUUCCUCUCUCUCUUUCCCGUGUAUCAACAACUACAAGAACACAAUAAACAGCCCAUUAAAGACAAACACCAUCACACCUAAGAUACGAGAACGAGCAGCUUGGCAGACAGGGAGAUGGAUAGAAAGACAGGCAGAUAAAAAGCUUCUAUCAAUCGUAUCUGUGACUCCUAUUCCUUCAAUCGGUGUUCAUAUGAUGCAGGAGGACAUGAAUUGAGUCUGUAAUGUCAGUGGAUUUAGGGAGGCGAUGCAGCUAUCAUAGGUUCAUAUUUUUAAACGUAUCGGGCCCCCAUUGCGAUCAUUUCCCAAGGCCACAGAAAAGAUUAACAGGGUUUUCAUGGAUGUUUUCCCUCCAGAGAUGUUUGUAAUAGUAUCUCUAGCAUCGCAAAGCAGUCCAUGGAAAUCCCAGCAACAUGUACAAGAGGCUUUUCAAACAGCCGAACUGAGGCCCCGAGACGUUUGAGAAUACGGUGGCGGAGUGGUAGAUGCGUCGACUCCCUGAUCUCUUGGUCGGGGUUCGAGCCUCAGCGGCGCCGCCCGGAGGAGGGAGGAUGAGCCCCGUUCAGUGUACCCUUAGUUUAGUAGUACAGCGGCUCGAGCUUACCCUUUGUUUGCUGCGAGGCUGCAGACAUCCCUGACACCGUAUUACUCUGUAGAGUAAGCCGAUGCAUUAUGUUCAGUAAUGUAUCCAGGCUGGAGCGCUGACUCAUGCGCUACCUUCCAAUUGGUGCUCCUCAGGAAGAAAAACUAUGCUGAAAAAUUUAACCGAGGCCGAAAAAAUAUUUAUUGUCAAAAUGAAGACUGACGAGUAUUAUUUACUACGACAGUUUUUUAUUUUUUAUUAUGUCAAGGUAAUUUUCUCAACGUAGCCUUG
Molecule: messenger RNA, 4126 nt
Organism: Eriocheir sinensis (Chinese mitten crab)
Lineage: Eukaryota; Metazoa; Arthropoda; Malacostraca; Decapoda; Varunidae
Product: carboxypeptidase E-like
Exons: 11
Coding region: 129-1634 (501 amino acids)
Biological process (GO): proteolysis
Molecular function (GO): zinc ion binding; metallocarboxypeptidase activity
Source: RefSeq, a predicted model, not a curated record